AUGCCCAACUUCACCACCACGACCGACUCGGACCGCAUGACGGCCAACGGCGGCAUCGUCUGCGGUCUCCCCUCGAUCAUCCUUUUGGGCGACAGGAGCGAUUGGGAAGCCCUCCUCGCCAAGCUCCCAAUCACGGAUGCUUCGCGUCUGCGGCCGAUUUUGACGCGCUUCGUGUCUACCUUUGACGCACCAGACUCGCACGACACGAUCCAGUUCUGGAACGACAUCGUAACGGCUCGGUUGGGGCACCGUGUGUGGUCAACCCUCCUUACUACAUCUCGGGUUGAAUCGCGGGCUUCCACUUUUGGGAUGACAAGGGACGCAACUUUUCCUGGCGCAACGGGGCCCUCAAUGAUUGACAAGAUUACGUACGCAGAGGUUGAUCCGCAUCAAUUGCCCGUCGGGUUCGCCAAGGUCCCCUUUACCAUGCACGACUACCCCAGCCUCGGGUUCAAGACAGAGGCAAUGCUGAUGGCGGGUACACUGGGGAAGAAUACUGUUUCGGGAACCACGGGUGGGUACGCGGCAGGGCUGGAGAGGGGGACAGGAUGA
Molecule: messenger RNA, 552 nt
Organism: Pyricularia grisea
Lineage: Eukaryota; Fungi; Ascomycota; Sordariomycetes; Magnaporthales; Pyriculariaceae
Exons: 2
Coding region: 1-552 (183 amino acids)
Source: RefSeq, a predicted model, not a curated record